AUGGCCACCAUGGAGAAGCUGAUGAAGGCCUUCGAGUCGUUGCGCUCCUUCCAGCAGCAGCAGGGUCCGGCCGCCAUCCCCGAGGAGCCGCUCCAGAGACCAAAGAAAGAACUUUCAGCUACCAAGAAAGAUCGAGUGAAUCAUUGCCUAACAAUAUGUGAAAACAUAGUUGCUCAGUCUUUAAGAAAUUCUCCAGAAUUUCAGAAACUGCUGGGUAUUGCUAUGGAACUCUUUCUCCUCUGCAGUGAGGAUGCAGAAUCUGAUGUCCGGAUGGUUGCUGAUGAAUGCCUUAAUAAAGUUAUUAAAGCUUUGAUGGAUUCCAAUCUUCCUAGGUUACAAUUAGAACUGUAUAAAGAGAUUAAAAAGAAUGGUGCUUCCAGAAGUCUACGUGCUGCACUCUGGAGAUUUGCUGAGCUUGCCCAUCUAGUUCGGCCUCAAAAGUGCAGGCCAUACUUAGUGAACCUUUUGCCCUGUCUAACACGGAUAAGUAAGAGACCUGAAGAAUCGGUGCAGGAGACCCUAGCUGCGGCAAUACCAAAAAUCAUGGCAGCGUUUGGCAAUUUCGCGAACGACAAUGAGAUUAAGGUUUUAUUGAAGGCUUUCAUAGCUAAUCUUAAAUCCAGUUCCCCUACUAUCCGUCGAACAGCAGCAGGAUCAGCAGUAAGCAUCUGUCAACAUUCGCGAAGAAUGCAGUAUUUUUAUGCCUGGUUAUUGAAUGUACUUUUAGGUUUGUUGGUUCCUGUAGAUGAUGAUCAUCCUACUCUUUUAAUUCUGGGUGUUUUACUUACACUAAGAUAUCUCAUACCUUUAUUGCAACAACAAGUAAAAGAUACCAGUCUGAAAGGCAGUUUUGGUGUGACAAGAAAAGAAACAGAGAUUUCACCUUCACCGGAACAACUUGUACAGGUUUACGAAUUGACUCUGCAUUACACCCAGCAUCAGGACCAUAAUGUUGUGACUGGAGCUUUGGAAUUGUUACAACAGCUCUUUAGAACGCCACCACCUGAACUUCUCCAUGCUCUGACCGCUUCAGGGGGCAUUGCACAGGUCAGUGUAUCCAAAGAUGAACCUGCCAGCAGGAACCGCAGUGGGAGCAUAGUGGAACUUAUAGGUAAAAUACUUCUUGGUGAAGAAGAAGGUUUGGAGGAUGAUCCUGAAACCCGAUCGGAUGUCAGUGCUGCAUCGUUUGCAGCUUCUAUGAAGGGCGAGAUAACCAGUGAACUGACUUCAUCAGGUGUAUCAACAGCUGGGUCAGUAGGGAGUUCAGCUGCUGAUCCUACCGGACAUGAUAUCAUUACUGAGCAGCCACGUUCUCAGCAUACGUUGCAGUCAGACUCUGUAGACCUGGCAGGUUGUGAUUUGACAAGUACAGCUACUGAAGGGGAAGAAGAUGAUGUGCUUAGUCGAAGCUCCAGCCAGAUCAGUGCUGUCCAGUCAGACCCCACUAUGGACUUGAAUGAUGGUACACAGGCUUCCUCACCAAUUAGUGAUAGCUCUCAGACUACUACAGAAGGUCCAGACUCUGCUGUAACCCCUUCGGACAGUUCUGAAAUUGUUUUGGAGGGUGCUGAAGGACAGUAUUCGGGAAUGCAAAUUGGGCAGCUGCAGGAUGAGGAAGAUGAGGCUGCAAAUAUUCUCCAAGAUGAUUCGUCGGAGUCUUUCAGAAAUUCUUCUAUUGCUCUUCAACAGCCUCACCUGUUGAAAACCACGAGCCAUAGUAGGCAGCCUUCUGACAGCAGCGUGGAUAGAUUUACAUCGAAAGAAGAUGCAGCAGAUCCUGGUGAUCAUGAAAAUAAGCCCUCCAGGAUAAAGGGAGACAUAGGUCACUACACCGAUGGAAAUUCUGCUCCUUUAGUGCACUGCGUUAGACUUCUGUCAGCCUCUUUUCUGCUUACUGGGGAGAAAGGAGCUUUAGUUCCUGAUAGAGAUGUGCGAGUCAGUGUAAAAGCCCUGGCAGUAAGUUGUGUAGGAGCAGCCGUUGCCCUUCACCCCGAGUCUUUCUUCAGCAAACUGUAUAAAACACCCCUUGAAGCAAUGGGAGAAGAGUAUGAGGAGCAGUAUGUAUCAGAUAUUCUGAACUACAUUGACCAUGGAGAUCCCCAGAUUAGAGGAGCUACUGCCAUUCUGUGCGGAACAAUUGUCAACUCCAUUCUAAUUAAAUCGCGCUUUGAUGUGGAAAAAUGGCUAAUAAAUGUCAGAAGCUCAACAGGAAACCUCUUUUCCUUGGCAGACUGCAUACCUCUGUUACAGAAAACGCUGAAAGAUGAGUCCUCUGUUACGUGCAAACUGGCUUGCACAGCUGUGAGGAAUUGCAUCAUGAGCUUAUGUAGUAGCAGUUACAGUGAACUAGGUUUACAAUUAAUUGUUGACCUCCUUACACUGAAGAAUAGCUCAUAUUGGCUAGUAAGGACAGAACUUCUGGAAACACUUGCAGAGGUGGAUUUCCGGCUAGUCAGCUUCUUGGAAGGAAGAACUGAGAGCUUGCACAGAGGUGUUCAUCAUUAUACUGGUCUACUAAAACUCCAGGAGAGAGUGCUUAAUAAUGUUGUAAUAUGUCUACUUGGAGAUGAAGAUCCAAGAGUGAGACACAUAGCUGCAGCUUCCUUAAUGAG
Tauraco erythrolophus (red-crested turaco) is the source of this 2612-nucleotide messenger RNA. The record is from RefSeq and is a predicted model, not a curated record. NCBI's taxonomy places the organism in Eukaryota, Metazoa, Chordata, Aves, Musophagiformes, Musophagidae.